UCAUUUCUCUGAACCACCGGUCAUGACGUAGCCAGGAGACAACAUGUGUGACGGAGUCCUCAGCGAUGUCGAGGCCUGCAACGACUCUCUCAUGUGCACCUCGGUGUACGACAACCUCAGCUGUACUCUCGACUACAACCUCAGCCUCACACUCAACUGCGAUGUGUCUCCCUCUGGGGGAGUUCUCGACUCAGUCUACUUCCACACUCUCGUGUACGUCAUGUACUGCGCCAUCUUCCUCAUCGCCCUGCUGGGCAACGGGCUGGUCUGCUACGUCGUACAUUCCUCCCCCCGGAUGAGAACGGUCACCAACCUCUUCAUCGUCAACCUCGCUGUCGGUGAUAUUCUCAUGACUGUGUUCUGCGUCCCGUUCACCUUUGUCACCACUCUGCUGCUGCAGUAUUGGCCGUUUGGGAGAACGAUGUGCAGUACGGUCAGCUACUCCCAGGCGAUCUCUGUGUUUGUGAGCGCCUAUACGUUGGUGGCGAUCAGCAUAGACCGCUUCAUGGCUAUCAUGUGGCCACUCAAACCCCGCAUGGGCAAACGUCAAGCUAAAGUCAUUAUACUCAUAGUGUGGCUGGUGGCGCUACUGACGGCUCUGCCUAUACCACUGGUGUCACGGAUAGUCCAUCCUAGCCACUGGCACCAACUGUGUGAUAAAGGACUAUGUCAGGAGGAGUGGGGCAGUAUAGAGCACCGCACGCUCUACAGCAUGACUCUACUGGUUCUACAGUAUGUCAUCCCGCUGCUGGUUCUAGUCCUGACAUACUCCAGUAUAGCAGUAGUAGUGUGGGGCAAGCGGCCGCCGGGAGAGGCCGAGAACUGCAGGGACCAGAGGAUGGCGAGGUCCAAACGAAAGAUGAUAAAAAUGAUGGUGACUGUAGUGGUUGUGUUCACUAUCUGUUGGCUCCCCUUAAAUGUCUUGAAUUUAGUCUGGGAGAGCAACCCAGAUGUUAUUGGUUCGUGGAGUGGUCUACCUUUCCUAUGGUUCGCCUUCCAUUGGUUGGCCAUGUCUCAUUCAUGCUACAACCCAGUUAUAUACUGCUGGAUGAACUCGAGGUUUAGAGCCGGCUUCUCAACCGUGCUCCACAUCUUCCCCAACCGUUACCGUAGCAACCACGACCACUCGGUGCUGCAUCGGUUCAACACCUCGACAACGUUCCUAAGUUCCAGGAGAGAAGCUAACAACUCUCUCAAGGCCCUCCCCCACUCCCACCCCCACAACUACAAGUGCAAGAGCACUGUGCACUACCGCGACGACCAGAUGUAGUCUCUCUGUAAAGUGUAAAUAAA
Macrosteles quadrilineatus (aster leafhopper) is the source of this 1293-nucleotide messenger RNA. RefSeq names its product RYamide receptor-like. The transcript is spliced from 6 exons. Lineage: Eukaryota; Metazoa; Arthropoda; Insecta; Hemiptera; Cicadellidae. The coding region runs from base 44 to 1270 and encodes 408 amino acids. Gene Ontology annotation, cellular component: membrane. Gene Ontology annotation, biological process: neuropeptide signaling pathway. The record is from RefSeq and is a predicted model, not a curated record. Gene Ontology annotation, molecular function: neuropeptide Y receptor activity.